AUGACAUUAUUUGGCUCUGGCAAGGUGUCUGUCAAAAGACAAAUGUUCUUCUCAGUGUUCACAGACUGGCAAGACUUGAGUUCAAUAUUCACAACUGUUCUUGAAGAACUGACUUCCAUCGCUUCUACGGUCAGCACGCCAGACAUCAACUUUCUUGCAGCGGCAGUGAAAGACGCCCGGAACAUCUGCUGCUAUGGUGUUGGCCGCGAGGGUUUAGUGAUGAAGGCCUUGGCAUCCAAUCUGCACCACAUGGGAUUUGUAUCCUACUUUGUAGGUGACAUUAACAUGCCAUCUGUGGGGAAAUCUGACCUAUUUUUGGUCAGUGCUGGUCCCAGCUACUACAGCUCGGUCAGUGCACUUGCCCUGGAGGCCAUGCGCCUUGGUGGGAAAGUAAUAGCAUUCACUUCCCACAAGACAGCCGAGCUUCCAUUUGCCGAGCAUGUGAUCCGAAUUCCAUCCCAGACUCUGGCCCCCUCAAUACCCAGCGGUGUUGGCAAGAGAUCGCCGGAGGGAUCUGACACUGUCUCAUUUCUUCCUGGGGGCCAGGGAAGCAUACUGCACAUGGGGGCUUCUUAUGAGCUGAGUCUCUGGUUGGUGCUCGAGUGCAUGUCAGUCAUGCUGCGCAAGAAGUGCAAAGUAGGCUCGUCCGAAAUGCGCAACCGCCACACUAAUCUCGAGUGA
Messenger RNA from Ostreobium quekettii, 681 nucleotides. The record is from the annotation of a GenBank genome assembly. Lineage: Eukaryota; Viridiplantae; Chlorophyta; Ulvophyceae; Bryopsidales; Ostreobiaceae.